AUGGCCCACGGCGACACCUGCCCAGAUGUUCAGAUCGUGGGCCUGGGUGGAUCCGAGAAGCUCGCCAUUCUGCGGGGCUGUCCAGGUAGGACUGGCCCAACAGGACCCUGGGGGAACCCGGGUGUUCCUGGCGCAAAAGGCGAGAUGGGCCCACAGGGAAUUCCCCGGAAAAUUGGACUCCCUGGACCGAAAGGAGACAAGGGUGACACAGGUGUCCCUGGAGAUAAAGGACCCCGAGGACCCCGUGGAGAGAUAGGAGAGAAAGAGCUGAACGACAUCCGUUGUAAGCAGGGUGCAAAAGACUGCUGAGAACUCCUGGCCAAGGGGGCGGUCCUGAGCGGCUGGUACACCAUCUACCCCCAGAACUGCACAGCCCUGACGGUGCUGUGCGACAUGGACACAGACGGAGGAGGAUGGAUCGUGUUCCAAAGACGGACGGACGGCUCUGUGGAUUUCUACCGGGACUGGGGCGCUUACAAGAGCGGUUUCGGAAGCCAGCUCACCGAAUUCUGGCUGGGAAAUGACAAUAUCAACCUCUUGACCGCUUUGGGAGAGAACGAACUGCGUGUGGAUCUCACCGAUUUUGACAAUAAACUGGUGUUUGCCAAAUACGCGUCUUUCAGUGUUUCGGGGGGAAAGGAUCAAUACCGGCUGGCUCUUGGGAAAUUCCUUGGCGGCACCGCAGGCGACUCCUUAUCCGGCCACAACAACAUGCCAUUCUCCACCAAAGACAGACAGCAGGACCCUGAGAACAAGAAAUGCGCAGAGACGUACAGAGGCGCCUGGUGGUACAAGGGCUGCCACUCCGCCAACCUCAACGGGUGGUACUGGCUGGGGGCGCACAGCUCUUUUGCCGACGGGGUGAACUGGAAAAGCGGCAAAGGGUACAACUAUUCCUACAAGCGCUCGGAGAUGAAAAUCAGGCCGCGGGUUUAG
Molecule: messenger RNA, 936 nt
Organism: Elgaria multicarinata webbii
Lineage: Eukaryota; Metazoa; Chordata; Lepidosauria; Squamata; Anguidae
Product: ficolin-2-like
Exons: 10
Biological process (GO): complement activation, lectin pathway
Molecular function (GO): carbohydrate derivative binding; signaling receptor binding; antigen binding
Source: RefSeq, a predicted model, not a curated record